Molecule: messenger RNA, 833 nt
Organism: Linum tenue
Lineage: Eukaryota; Viridiplantae; Streptophyta; Magnoliopsida; Malpighiales; Linaceae
Source: the annotation of a GenBank genome assembly
GGGAAGACGAAGAAGAAGAAGUGAACAGGAAGGUUCUCCAUGACACGUCUUCCCCAAAAUAACCCCAUUUUUUUCAACCACCGGCAACUCGAAGCUUCCCUUCCGCGAGGGCGAUGAAGUAAUUACGGAAUGGAGGAACACUAGAUCGUGGGAAGGUGGUGGUUCCGCGUCUCCGUCCCCAAUCUAAAUACCGCCCCCAAUCCCUUCUCCCGCAAUUAACUUCCCCCCUUGACUUCCAAUUUCUCUCUGCUUUACGGCAAUCAACAUUUUUUUUUCCAGAUCGGGAGAAAGCAGAGAUCUACAUCAAUGGCGGACUGCAGACCACUGGGUUUCUUGCUGGGACUCCCGUUCGCGUUGGUAGCGCUGGUUCUGUCGCUUGUUGGCGCCGUCAUUUGGAUCAUCGGGUCGGUACUGAGUUGCCUGUGCCCGUGCUGUAUUUGCUGUGCUGGGUUGGCCAAUUUCGCCGUCGGGCUAAUCAAGCUGCCGGUCAGAGUACUCCGAUGGUUCAUCGAUCAGAUCCCUUGUUGAUCAUCGGCCGUUCAUUUGCUCGUUCGGGUUCAUAGUUUUUUCUGCAGACAUGCUUCUAUUUCUUCUUUGUAAUUCAUUGAUUCAUUGUCUUCCUGUACUGAGUACUGUAAUUUCUAUCAGAUAGUCGUAGAAGAUAAUAAACGAUGCUCAUUUGGUGAUAUUCGUUGUUGGUUCUUUGUUCAACGAAACGACUAGUUAUUUGGGCCUCCCUUUGUGAAAAAGGCCCAUUUUAAUAUGUAGGAGUAGUUUUCCCUUUGUUGUGGUUGACAAAUUGGUUGCUCAAAUCACUGACGACGACGAUCGAG